GAAACGCGCCCGGAGGCGAGGGGCGGGCGCUUGUGCCCGGCUGAAAGAUGGCCGCCGCCGCUCGGCAGCCGCCGCCCCGGUUGUUACUCUAGGGCCUGCAGUUUCCCUCCGUUCCCGCGGGCAGCCGCCGCCUCCUUACCAUGAAGCCAGUGAGUCGCCGCACCCUGGACUGGAUUUAUUCAGUGUUGCUCCUCGCGAUCGUAUUGCUCUCCUGGGGCUAUGUCAUCUAUGCAUCAACAGUAGCCGCACGACGACAGCUCAGCAAGGAAUACCCAGACAAAAUCUCGGGGAUGAAUGAAAAUUUGUAAUUCCUCUGGAUUUAAUUUUGUGCACACAGUUCUUUACCUGAUGUUUGUCUGGCAUGUGUCUCGAUUUAAAGUAAAAUUCAUUAUGCAAAGCUUCCAAAUUUA
Molecule: messenger RNA, 410 nt
Organism: Mustela lutreola (European mink)
Lineage: Eukaryota; Metazoa; Chordata; Mammalia; Carnivora; Mustelidae
Gene: TZMP1
Product: small integral membrane protein 27
Exons: 2
Coding region: 141-308 (55 amino acids)
Source: RefSeq, a predicted model, not a curated record